Messenger RNA from Ylistrum balloti, 1672 nucleotides. Its product is annotated as protein TBATA-like. The transcript has 7 exons. Bases 1 to 1299 code for a protein of 432 amino acids. The record is from RefSeq and is a predicted model, not a curated record. Lineage: Eukaryota; Metazoa; Mollusca; Bivalvia; Pectinida; Pectinidae.
AUGAGCCAGUCUGAAGUGUUUCGACCAACAAACGGAGACUUAAUUGCGCGCCCAGGGCCCGUUGACGAAGGUUUCAUGGCGUCCGUCGACAGUUUUAGAAAGCUUGGCAGUCGUCCGUCUACCAAUGGAGGUUACCGAUUCGGUCAGCUCAGCCAGAACUCGUUCUUUACACGUCAUAAUCCUCAUCCAAACAGAGUUCGACAUAUCAAAGGUCUUCUCGACGUGCCUAUUUGUGCCGUGAACGACAAUGGCUACUUCUCUAAUCCAAAGUACUCCCUGCAAUUCCCUCCAAAUGCCUUCAACAAUAAUAAGAUGAGCAAACAUGGUAAGGUUCCUGUUAACGCCAUCAACGUCAACUCUCAGCUCCAUCCUAUCAACACAGUGACAGGUCUGCAGUACUUUACCGGUCUACAGAGUUACCCCUGGAGGGAGAAGGCCAUCCCCAAAGUUGGCAUGGUUCCUGUAACUGAAGCAUGGAGGAACGAGCUCCAACAACUGACACAGGCCUUGAUGGGGGAAGAGCAACCGAAACCGAAAGCCCCCGUGAUCCCGAAGGAACCCGAACGACCCAGAACACUGUACUCCGCAGAAACCGGUCGACUUAUACCUCCUCCUUCACGCGCUAUGUCGCGUGGGGCUUCUCGGCGCGCAUCUCGACAAGGUGCGCGUGAACCCCUGUUACGCCACAUAGCAGCAGAGCCAGAUAUGGAAAGUAUGGUGUUGUCCAUGCUUUGUCAAAUCCUGCAGACCGAAGACAUCAACGCCGUUCAAGCUUGGCUAUGCUCCGCGGGAGAAAGAGAGAAAACGAUGGUGAUGGACAUGAUUAAGGCGGCUAUGGGUUCUCGGGAUACCUACUACAAACAUGAUUACAACCCAGAGUUUGCGGACGAGCAAAGAACCAUCCUGCCCCCUAUUGGCGAGAGUCAGAAACAAACCUUACCGAGUGACAUGGAGAAGACAAUUGACAGGCUCAUCCUGGAGGAUCAGGGAGUCCCAGGGGAGCCCCAGAUGGAAUCCUUUGUCCCAAAGGCCCCACUUAAACCGGUUAUUGCUGACCAAGACGAACUUACAACCAAUAUCCAGCCACCAGUAAGUGAAGCAUUCAAGAAACAAUUUACACGCCCGCCGACUAAUGCUGGCAGACGAACUCCUAUGAAGACUGAGGCUCCACCUGCCCCAGCGACCUCUUUCCGGUUUACGACAUCCGCUCAUGGCAGACAGGAAGAUGCUGCAGCUAAGCAAUCAAAACCGGCACCAGCGGAGCAACGAGUGGAUGUGACAAGUCCCAAUACCUUUUAAUAUCAAACCAGUACUAGAGACAAUCUAACCAUUCUGUACAAUUAUUAUUUGAAAGAUGGAAUUCAGGAAGAAAACAUCGCACCACUUAAUUAUAUAUUUGUACAUUAAAGUCUGCACAAUAUUAAUAAGGAAUUGUUUUGGAAGGUGCACUACAAGAACAGCGUUAAAGUUUCAUUAUCUGUAUAGGCAUAUUUCGCACCAAAUCACAAUUAAAUUGAACCAUUCGUUUUUAUCAUCUGUAUUCUUCUAUGAGGAACUAUCUUUACACUCAAUUGUUGGCCUUCAUAGUUAGUCGUACUGUGACACUGGUAGCUUACCUGAUCGUCGUCAACUACAUGUUAUUAAUUUACUGUUUGAAACCCUGUAUCACUGA